Molecule: messenger RNA, 845 nt
Organism: Saprolegnia diclina VS20
Lineage: Eukaryota; Oomycota; Saprolegniomycetes; Saprolegniales; Saprolegniaceae
Exons: 1
Coding region: 26-814 (262 amino acids)
Source: RefSeq, a predicted model, not a curated record
GCAGAUUUCAUUUCACUCACAAACCAUGGAACGACGCGACCUCGAACGCUACCGGUACUGGCAACACAAGCAGGACGAGCGCCUCGUCAAGGCCAUCGUGACAACGACGCUCGACCUGGACGUUGGCACCAGCAUCGCCAACGGCGCCGAUUUUUGGGGCUGUGUGCACAACGAUGCCGUCUUUUCUGGAUGGCUGCCCGGUGAUAUUCGGCGGAUAUGGCAGAGCGAGCUCCCCGACCGCUGGCGGGCGAUCCAACCCGAACUUCGCCGCUUCACAGAGUGCUACACGUCGGAGCAACCCAAUGCCGGCAUUAGCGAGAAGCAGGACGUCGCCAUUGCCGCCCUUGCACGCUACAAGUCGGAUCCAAACAACGGCACGGAUUUCAAGUUCCUCGACGUCUGGCGCUGGUCGCAGGAGUCGGCGGCGCGGAUGCAUGAGGUCGCACCGCGCGUCUGUGCCAUCGCACCAGAGAUCGAAGGACUCGUGCAUUCGCUACAACAGUGCCUCCUACAACCAUGCUCGCCACUGAAACGGCCGCGCGAAGUUGUAGCGUCGACGUCGCCGGUCAAGAAGCUCAAGGUCUCCGAAGUUGACUCUCCAACGUCAAAACGUGCCAUUUGGAAGCGCCGGAAUGAACUGCUCGAGACGCACAACCAGCUGCUUCGCAAAGUCGCAGACGCGCAAACGGUGUUAGCGGACCAAGUCGCGGCUGUGAACGCACCGCCCAACGAGCGAGACGCGUUCCUUGCGCUACAGCGACGCGUCAUCGUGGCGCGUCUACAAAAGCAAGCUCGGGAGUUGGGCGCUUUGUAAUCGAAUCCAUGUUGCUCGAUUGCAUUUUCCC